Pogona vitticeps (central bearded dragon) is the source of this 3980-nucleotide messenger RNA. RefSeq names its product hook microtubule tethering protein 1 (gene HOOK1). NCBI's taxonomy places the organism in Eukaryota, Metazoa, Chordata, Lepidosauria, Squamata, Agamidae. Gene Ontology annotation, molecular function: microtubule binding; dynein light intermediate chain binding. Gene Ontology annotation, cellular component: centrosome; cytoplasm. The record is from RefSeq and is a predicted model, not a curated record. Gene Ontology annotation, biological process: cytoplasmic microtubule organization; cytoskeleton-dependent intracellular transport.
CGGCGCUCGCGUCAAGCACCGAAAAGGCCCCUCAGGGACAAGGCAGAUGGCGAGAUGGGUGUCAAUAUUAAGGUGACACAAGCGGCGGCGGCGGCGGCCACGUAACCUGCGUAUUGUUGUGGGCGUAAGUGUGGUUGGUGCAUUGUGCGUUCCGCAGGAGAGCGCAGCGGCGCUGCUGCUGCGGAGUGAGGAAGUGUUUGCGGUAGCCAUGGAAGGGAAACCCGGCGACCAGCUGCUGUGCGACAGCCUCAUUCUCUGGUUGCAGACAUUUAAUACUGCUCAGUCCUGCAAAGAUGUUCAAGACUUAACUAAUGGUGUUGCCAUGGCACAAGUACUUCAUGAAAUCGAUGCUGCCUGGUUUGACAAACCUUGGCUGAAUCGUAUUAAAGAAGAUGUUGGUGACAACUGGAGAAUAAAGGCUAGCAAUUUGAAGAAAGUUCUUCAAGGAAUUAUGGACUAUUAUCAUGAGUUUUUGGGUCAGCAGAUUUCAGAGGAUCUCCUUCCUGAUUUAAGCCGGAUAUCUGAGCACUCUGACCCAGUAGAGCUGGGCAGGUUACUGCAGCUGAUUUUAGGUUGUGCAGUCAACUGUGAAAAAAAGCAAGAACAUAUUCAAGUUAUAAUGACAUUAGAGGAAUCUGUCCAGCACGUUGUCAUGGCAGCUAUUCAAGAGUUAAUGAGCAAAGAAAUAGUGGGCUUUGUAGCAAGUGACUUACCUGGGGAUCUUGAGCAACAGUUGAAAAGAGCUUUGGAAGAGCUUACUGAAGUAAUAGCAGAAAAAGAAGAACUAAAGCAGAGAUGUCAAGAAUUAGACCUGCAGGUGGCUGCUCUUCAGGAAGAAAAGAGCAGUUUGAUGUCUGAAAAUGAGAGCAUGAAUGACAGGUUGGACCAGCUGGAUGGCUCUCUGGAUGAUACAAAUACUGCUGUAGCAAAAAAGUAUUUCCAGGCACAGUUGCAGCUAGAACAGCUUCAAGAAGAAAAUUUCAGGCUUGAAGCUGCAAAAGAUGAUUAUCGUGUUCACUGUGAAGAGCUUGAGAAACAACUAAUAGAACUUCAGCAUCGAAAUGAUGAGUUGACAUCUCUGGCUGAAGAAUCUAGGGCCCUAAAAGAUGAAAUUGAUGUUCUUAGGACAAUUGCUGACAAGGCAAAUAAACUGGAAUCAACUGUUGAGGUGUAUCGUAAAAAACUGGAGGACCUGAAUGACUUCCGCAGGCAGGUGAAAUCUCUUCAGGAAACAAACAUGAUGUACAUGCAUAAUACAGUUAGCCUAGAGGAAGAGUUAAAGAAAGCAAAUGCAGCCCGCGCACAGCUAGAAUCCUACAAAAGGCAGGUCCAAGAGCUUCAUAACAAACUCUCUGAAGAAUCCAAAAGAGCUGAUACACUGGCAUUUGAACAGAAGCGACUAGAAGAAAAGCAUGAAGCUUUACUUAAGGAGAAGGAAAGAUUGAUAAUACAGCGUGAUGCACUGAAAGAGACAAAUGAAGAGCUCAGGUGUUCACAAAUGCAACAGGAUCAUCUGAACCAAACAGAUAUACCUUUGGUGAAAAGUCAUGAAAAUCUUGCUGCAGAAAUUUUGCCUGUGGAAUAUAGAGAAAUGUUCAUUCGACUACAGCAUGAAAACAAGAUGCUCCACUUGCAACAAGAAGGGUCCGAAAAUGAGCGCAUUAUGGAGCUUCAAGAGAAGCUAGAAAAAAAGCAUCGGACAAUAAAUGAAUUAGAGACGGAAAACAGACUGAGCAAGGAGCGUGUUGAUGAGCUGCAACAGCAAAUUGAGGACCUCCAGAAGACCUUGCAGGAUCAAGAGUCUAGGACAGAAGGAGAUGGGUCCAGCAAGUUGAAGCAGAAAAUAGCAGCACAUAUGGAGAAGUUAAGUGAAGUGCAUGAUGAGCUUCAGAAAAAAGAGGCUCUUCUUGCGGACCUCCAGCCAGAUCUGAAUCAAAAUGCACAAAGGAUUGAGGAACUGGAGACAGCUUUACGUAAGAAAGAUGAAGAUAUGAGGUCAAUGGAAGAGAGAUACAAGAUGUAUUUGGAAAAAGCAAGAAGUGUGAUAAAAACAUUAGAUCCCAAAUUAAAUCCAGCAUCUGCUGAAAUCAUGUUGCUCAGAAAGCAGUUGGCUGAGAAAGAUAAAAGAAUUGAAGCGCUUGAGGGUGAAUGCAAACUGGCCAAGCUCCAUGACCAUGAAGAAAAGCUAAUUGUGUCUGCCUGGUAUAACAAGAGUUUAGCAUUUCAUAAACUAGGCAUGGAAUCCAGACUCAUAAGUGCAAGCACUGCCUACAAAGAUCCUGGUUCUGGGCACCCUACGCGCUCCUUCCUGGCACAACAACGGCAUGUGAGCAACACACGGAGAAAUCUGUCAGUUAAAGUACCUCCUGCAACCUCAGAUUAAACUGCAGGGGAUAUUCAUGCACUCAAGUGUCCUUAACUUAUUUUUUAUGUCUGUUUUAAACUCCCUGACAAGGUAUAAGAUUGUGAUGCUGGGCAUCAGAUAUUUUACUUGCAAGAACCAUAGGCUGGUAAAUUUAAUUUGGUCAGCUAUCUGUAAGAAGCAAUGCAGAGCUAAUAACUUUUCCUAGAUUUGAAGUGGAUUUGAGGUGUAUAUUGAUAAGCACAACUCCUCAAGUAUCUAUAUUUGUCUUCACUAUGUGUUUUGUGUAAAAAUACCAAAAUUGGGAUUGUAUUUAAAAUUUCAUGUAAUGUUUUCAAUCAACAGUGAUUACUGAUUUUAAUGGGAGUCAGUUUCGUUAUUGGUGUCUCAUCAAACAAAGUAUUUUCCUUUUCUGUCCCCAGGGUUAUCUUUAAAUUUAUAUAUAUAAUGUGGUCCAUUCUCGGCGAGAUGCAGUGUGUUCAGGAGUAGCACAGGGAAAGGAGAGCUCUGGCACAUGCUGCUUUGAAGGCUGCAUGCAGAUGUUAUAGGCACGGUGUAUCUGGAUCUUACCGUACUGUGACUAGAGACUGGAUUGUGCCAUAAAAUUAGCCACCUGAUGGCAUGAAAAUACUUAUAUAGUAGGGGGUGGCCCUAUUAGUCUGCUGCAGCACAAAAGUUAGAGUCUCUUGGAACCUUGAAGAUGGAAAUAUUUUAUCUAGCAUAAAUGCAGAAGUGAGCUGGAGGCCACAGAAACUUACACCAAAUAGAACAUUUUAUUCUUUCCAAGACCACAAGAUUCUACUGUUUAUACUUAAGGUGGUUACUGUUUUGUGUUUGUACUUCCAGAUUAACAAUGUUCUAAGAUGCCCCAUAGUAACUACUAAGCAGCUCUUUAAAGCCUUUUCAAAUGCUUUUUACAUGCAUAUAUAAUGAAGAUAGUGAUAGAGAACAAAAUAAGCAGGAAAGAACAUUACAGAUCUUUGCAUUCUGUCUGAUAGAAGGCACUACAGCACCGUUUCAAAUCAACGGUCAAUAUUGUUCAGUCUGUUAGGGUAUGAUAAUCCCAAACACAAAAACUGAGUGUGAGUGCAUGUUCAUUGGCUGAAAAAUGCAUGCUUUCCAGGUGGACUUAGUGCUUAAAAAAAACAUAGAACUUCACACGUCCAAAGUGAACUAUAUAGAAUUUACCUUUUUAAAAUAUUUGCAAAUGAAAUAUGAUGAUGCAAUGGUAAACUUUUAUUGCAGAUAAUUUACACACCACAAAGUGUAGAGUUGUGAGGCUUUACGUUUUUUGUAACAAUGGCUGAAACUCUGUUGCUUGACAUAGUAAGUGGCAGCUAGAUUAGGCCCAUUAAAUUAGUAGGGAUUUGGUGAGUCAACUCCAUACAUUUUCUUGACUGAAGCAGGCCAAAGUGUUGUGAUCUACUGUGUAAAAUACCAUGAUGUCUGCCAUUCUGAAGCUAUAGAUUCCCCUCCCCCCGGUCCCAUUUUAUCAAAACUGACCAAAAAUCUGGUGCAUGCAAACUGCAGUAUUAUAUCCUUUUGUGUAGAGGUUUAAAACUGUAAGUCUUCAUUAUUGUUUUUUAAAAUGUAACACUAUUUCUGGACAGUGCAAUCU